Molecule: messenger RNA, 1479 nt
Organism: Symbiodinium sp. CCMP2592
Lineage: Eukaryota; Dinophyceae; Suessiales; Symbiodiniaceae
Source: the annotation of a GenBank genome assembly
AUGGCAGUGCAACGUUGGAUUAACGACAAUUUGGGUGACUUCGACGAGCCGGUCCAGGAAGCGCCGCCUGGUAUGGACGACUCGCUGCUGCCUUUGACUUCAGAGCCAGCGAAUAUAGUGGAAGCAGAGGCAGAUGGUCUUACCUCUGCUGGCCAGAAUGAACGGGCAGAUGGUCUUAGCUCUGCUGGCCAAAAUGAACAAGCGGAUGGUUUUACAUCUGUUGGCCAGAACGGACAGGGCCAGAAUGAUAGACCGCCCAAAUUGAGAAGGCUGGUCGCGUUUUGUAUAAGCCCAGAGAAAGCAGAGCAGCAACGCGUGCGCGACUUGGAGCAAGAACUGCACGAGUGGAAAAAGCGCAAGGCACAGCUGCGUCUGCAGCUCAUGGCUGAACGCCGGGGCUCCGGCCAGGGUCGCGAUUGGUACGGCAGCUGGGGCCGCAGCUGGGACAGCGGCUGGGACAGCGACUGGUACGGCUGGAGUGAUUGGGGUGGCUGGUGGAGCGGUUGGCCAGAACAGUGGCCAGGUGAUCUUGCCACUGGCACCGCCACUUCAAGCGGUCGUUUGCCAGGUGGUCUUACCCCUGGCGCCGCCACUUCAAGCCGGAAGACUGAGUGGUCCAGCAAGUUUCCGCCUGGUCAGUUCGUGACGGCGCUGGUCCCGCUGGCAAUGAACAGCUACAGAGACCGGUCAUACAGCCCCAUUGCGACGUACAUCCAGGAGGAGCUUCUCUGCCACAUCGCCAUGAGGGCGACGUCGCCGGACCGCUUUGGCCACAAGAGAGCCCGCAUGACCAUCAAGGGCCUUCAAGCUGAGGCCGCUUGGCGGCAUUUUGUGCGGGAGACCAACAAGCUGGCAGAGCAAGGUGUGCUGGCAGAUCUGGAAGAUGGCAAGGUGGCCUGGCACCGCUGCCCACCAGCCAAGCGGGUCCUGGAAGAGGACGAGGACGACGAAAAAAAGCAGGACGACGAUUCCGUGGACUGGGGCGGCUCGGAGGAGUCACUGUCUGAGGCGGGAGGGCAUGCGGCGCCCGAUCAUGUAGAGACGGAUGAGUCGUCUGAUGGUCUUACCUCAGACGAAGAAACGCAAGAGGAUGCUGCGACUACAGGGCCUGCUCCGCCCCAGUCAAGAUGGGAACGACUGAGAGCCUUGGCCAUCAGGCAAGUUCAGGCAGCCAGAGACAAGAAUGGUCUCAGCCAAGAGGCUGUCAACCUGGUGCAGAGCGUUUCCGAGGAGGAGCCACUGCCCAAGGAGCUUCUGAGCUUGAGGAUUUCUUUCUGCAUCUGCUGCUUCGGCCGUGGAUGGCAGCUCAGGAAGGCGUUGCCAGCAAAUAUUAUGCUCCAGCGCGGCCACAUGCAGAAUGUGCGUUUCUGCAUUUCUUUGUAUGACAAUGCCGGCACAGAUGGCGAGAAGACAAGAGUUUUCUUUGUUUGGGGGUUUUCCAAAAGGAAAGACCUAGGGGCCAGCGAAGUAGCGCGUUAA